AUGGACAUUGCUGUGGACCCAGAGCCAUCCUUAGAGACAAGAAGUUUUUCUGCGCGGUCAGACGAGUUAAAACAAGGAACUAAUCAUAACAUCAUAGGCACAGAAUCUGUGAGUGACCACUUGGAUUAUGAUUCAGAAAUGUUAGGGCACUCAGACACACUGUCAUUUACUGGAGAGACACUUUUGACAAGCAGUACAAGAACGUUGGGUCCUUCAAAAAUAAAUCAUGGAGAAUCAUCUACCCUGGGGUCGAAAAAGGAAGACAAUUUGACAGGAAUGGAUACCAAAUCAAAAACAACUGUCAAUGUGACAGAUAAUAUUCCCACGAGCAUGAUACAAAAAGUUGACUUCACCAGUGAAAGACUGCCAGACAUGUCAAUUCAAACAUCUGGAGUUAUCAAUUCGGUCCACAUAAACAGUAAAUCGAGUGUCGAUAUUGGAAUGGAACCACAUGCAGCCACCAGAAACAUCAAUACGACCAAAUCACUGAAGGAUGCUGGACCAUAUGAUAUCAAUGAGGUCCAAACUAUCUCAUAUUCAGAGAUGAUAAAUGACAAUGUCAUACAUCUUGAUGAGAGUGACAAGGACAUGAAACAAAGUUUGGACCAAUUUUCUAUCAGAGGAACAGCAUCAGAAAUGUCCUUUUCUGAAGUCACUGAUGACAGCUUUGGGAAAAGUCGUUCAGGACAUCUUGCAGCAACAGAAUCAGGAAGUGAAAAGACGGAUGCCAGUGUAACAUCACAGGUGCAAGAAUUACAGUUUGGUG
Molecule: messenger RNA, 766 nt
Organism: Lymnaea stagnalis (great pond snail)
Lineage: Eukaryota; Metazoa; Mollusca; Gastropoda; Lymnaeidae
Source: the annotation of a GenBank genome assembly